Messenger RNA from Glarea lozoyensis ATCC 20868, 540 nucleotides. RefSeq names its product UBC-like protein. The transcript is spliced from 5 exons. Gene Ontology annotation, cellular component: nucleus. NCBI's taxonomy places the organism in Eukaryota, Fungi, Ascomycota, Leotiomycetes, Helotiales, Helotiaceae. The record is from RefSeq and is a predicted model, not a curated record. Bases 1 to 540 code for a protein of 179 amino acids. Gene Ontology annotation, molecular function: ubiquitin conjugating enzyme activity. Gene Ontology annotation, biological process: protein polyubiquitination; ubiquitin-dependent protein catabolic process.
AUGAGGUCACUUUGUGUACGCGCUAUUCCAUCCGAGCCAAAAACGAGACGUUUACACCCUAAUUACAGGCAAGAAUUCUACGUACGAUUCAAGGGGCCCGAAGAAACACCCUUCCAAGGCGGCAUCUGGAAAGUCCACGUCGAACUCCCCGAUCAAUAUCCAUACAAAUCCCCAAGCAUCGGCUUCGUCAACCGCAUUUUCCACCCAAAUAUUGAUGAGUUGUCGGGGUCGGUGUGUCUGGACGUGAUUAAUCAGACUUGGUCGCCUAUGUUCGAUAUGAUCAACAUUUUCGAGGUCUUCCUGCCACAGCUUCUACGAUAUCCCAACCCAACGGACCCUCUGAAUGGCGAGGCGGCGGCACUGUUAAUGAGGGAGCCAAAGAGUUAUGAUGCGAAGGUUAAGGAAUACGUCCUCAAAUACGCCAGCAAAGACGCUGCAGAUGAAGCCGGCGCCGAAUCUGACGACGACGAUGACAUGUCCUCCGUAGGCAGUUUCGGGGACGAAGACGAAGAGCCAGCCGGAACGAUGGAGGAAGUGUAA